Messenger RNA from Polypterus senegalus (gray bichir), 1553 nucleotides. It is a transcript of the gene pla2g7, whose product is annotated as phospholipase A2, group VII (platelet-activating factor acetylhydrolase, plasma). The record is from RefSeq and is a predicted model, not a curated record. The coding region runs from base 158 to 1390 and encodes 410 amino acids. The transcript is spliced from 11 exons. NCBI's taxonomy places the organism in Eukaryota, Metazoa, Chordata, Cladistia, Polypteriformes, Polypteridae. Gene Ontology annotation, molecular function: 1-alkyl-2-acetylglycerophosphocholine esterase activity.
CAAAGCGAUUGCCUACUGUCCCUCGUUCAGGUGAUUGUUAUGUUGGCGAAGACCACUUAGCGUUAACGGGAAACUGAAGGAGUCUCCUUCCGAAAAAAAGAAAUACACCUCAGCAAUUUCCUAGAGACGUUCUAUUACCUGCUGUGUUAAUGUGGACAUGGGGAGCGGUAAUAGCCAUUCUCUAGAAAUACCACCAGGAAAAGGGACGCACAAUGUAGGAUGCACCGACAUUAUGAUGGACCACACAAUUCAGGGAUCCUUCAUUCGUAUUUAUUAUCCUUGUGAAACACCAGUAAAUCAUGAACAUCCAGCAUGGAUUCCAAGCAAAGAGUAUUUUUCAGGGCUUGCAGAUUUCAUGAAAAUUGGUAGAACAUUAGGUUAUUGGAGUAUUGAUUACCUAUUUGGUUCUUAUAAGAUUCCUGCUGAGUGGAAUGCACCUUUUAAGACAGGAAACAAAUACCCACUAGUUAUUUUCUCUCAUGGUCUGGGAGCAUUCAGAACCCUGUAUUCUGCCAUCUGUAUAGAAAUUGCUUCUCGGGGAUUCAUAGUUGCUGCGGUGGAACACAGAGAUGAAUCUGCUUCAGCCACAUACUAUUAUAAAGAAAAAACAACAAAGCACAAACAGGUUGUAGUUCCAAACUCAAGUCAUGUUUCAACAGAUCUCGAAGUGAAUUGGCUCUAUUACAGAUCUUUGAAACAAGGAGAACCUGAAUUUCCACUUAGAAACAAUCAGGUGCAGCAGAGAGCACAUGAAUGUAUAAAAGCUUUACAUCUACUCGCUGACAUCAACAACGGAAGCAUUGUGUUAAAUGCCCUAAAGCUACAUUUUGAUUGGACCAAAUUAAAGGGUUCUAUUGAUAUCUGCAGAACAGCAAUCAUGGGACAUUCAUUUGGAGGGGCUACAGUCAUUCAAUCUCUCAGCAAGGAGCCAGUGUUUAAAUGUGGUAUUGCUUUAGACUCAUGGAUGUUCCCCCUGGAUGAUGAUGUGUACACUAAAGUUAAUCAGCCCAUUCUUUUCAUUAACUCUGAAAAAUUUCAGUGGAUUGGAAAUAUCUUAAAAAUGAAAAAGCUGGAUUCAGAACGCAUAGACCGAAAAAUGAUUACAAUCAAGGGAACAGUGCAUCAGAGUUUCCCCGACUUUACAUUCUUAACAGGCAAUUGGAUUGGAAAGCUUUUCAAAUUAAAGGGAAACAUCGACCCCAUCAUAGCCAUGAAUCUCUGCAAUAGAGCAUCACUUGCGUUUCUUCAAAGGCACUUGGAUCUUCACAAUGACUUUGACCAGUGGGAUUCACUUAUUGAUGGGAAAGAUGAAAACCUUAUUCCAGGCACCAAUAUUCAGCUUCCUCCAGAGCACAAUACAACAGCACAAGACAGCAGUGUCAACAAAUGAUCACAAGCUUGAAACACAAUCUUUCAGAUAGACAAGCAGUACAAUUGUGAUUUUUUUUAAACAAUGUUUUUAAAAUGUGAAAUCUUUUGUGUAAAUAAGAUGGAAUCUAAAUUUGUCAAUCACAAAAAACUAAAUACAUACAGAAAACAUUUUGGUCCAGCAA